Molecule: messenger RNA, 3407 nt
Organism: Solea solea (common sole)
Lineage: Eukaryota; Metazoa; Chordata; Actinopteri; Pleuronectiformes; Soleidae
Product: mRNA decay activator protein ZFP36L1
Exons: 2
Coding region: 389-1654 (421 amino acids)
Molecular function (GO): mRNA binding; metal ion binding
Source: RefSeq, a predicted model, not a curated record
GAUGGCCCAGAAACUUUCCUCCAGGAGCCACUUUGCUUCUUCCCCCCAAUUAUCUACCGCCUUCACAACAGACCUGACUUCUUCACUCAUCACCCCUUUAUUCCGUCCUUCCUUCCUUCCUUCCCUCCCCAAAGACAUUUCUUUCAACUCCUGGAACAAGCAGCUUCUCCGUCUUUCACCAUCUAAAACUACCUUCAUAGAGCCUAACUGAAAUCUCUGAGGGUUUCCCAGUCCCCCAUCUACUGCCUCAGCUGCUCCACAGACAGACUGUUGUCCAUCUCCCUUCCUUCUCUUUGGACGCAGAAACUUUUUCUCCUUCAUCUCUAGCCUUGUUCUGCUACUGUGGGACAACCAGCUUUGACACUCUGUGAGGGUGGUGGAGCGAACAAUGCCCUCCGACUUUCUGUCACCUUUCCUGGAACUGGAUGAGGAGUUCUGCAAGAAUUUCCGUGGCCUGGAGGCAACAGAUGGCUCGUCUGCCUGUUUGCAGCAGCAGCAGCAGCAACAGCAGCACAGCCAAAGGGUCCUGGGAUUCCAGCGCCGCCACUCUCUCUGCCCUGUGACCCUCCCAAACUCCAAGUUCAACAACAGUUGUUCUGAGGUGAGCGACACGGCCUGCUGGGGUCUCAGUAUGGCUUCCAAGCAACAGUGGAGCGGGGAGGGUCAGCUUCCUUCUUCUGUACUCAGCCAUAUCCCCUUCAGAGUUGACCGCUCUGUCAGCAUGAUUGAGGGCAACGGAAGCAGAGAGGACAAAAUUGCCAGCAUGUCCCCAACAAUGUUGCUCCCUCCACCAGGCCUCUGCCUCAGCAACACUUCAAUCUCCUCCACCACCUCCCCUGCUUCCCGACUGCCGGCCCCUUCACCUCACAUCUCUACCCGCUACAAGACCGAACUCUGCCGCACCUUUGAAGAAAGUGGGACCUGCAAGUAUGGUGCCAAGUGCCAGUUUGCACAUGGCAUGGACGAGCUGCGUGGCCUUAAUAGGCACCCCAAGUACAAGACCGAGCCUUGCCGCACUUUCCACACGAUAGGCUUCUGUCCAUAUGGCGCCCGCUGCCACUUUAUCCACAACGCCGAUGAGCUCAUUGCUGGCAGCACUUCUGUACUGCCACAGAAACAGAAGCCAAGGCCUCCACUGUUGCGUCACAGCGUCAGCUUUGCAGGCUUCUCCUCUUCACAGAUUUUCCAUCCAGUUGAGGACUCAAAGCCUUCAUCUUUCCUCUUCACCCGGGCCUCCUCUGUCUCUCCUCCUCCAUCCUCCACAGGGAGCCCAGAGCUCCUCUCACCUCUGUUUCCUGAGCCAGCAUCACUGAAGAAUUGUCCCUACCUGUUUUCUGGCAUUUCUGACCUGGCAGGUGACAACGGGGAUUCAGCCCUGCGCUUCUAUGCCGUGAACGACUCCAACAGCAACAGGUGUCCCAACUCAAACUUCACCUCCAUAAAGCCAAACCCUUCAUAUCACCUCCCCCAGCAGCAGCCAACCUCCAUGAACAGCCUCUGUGGCCUUCAGCGCUGCUCCUCGGCUGACUCCCUAUCUGAGGAGGGCUACACCUCCUCCUGCUCCCUCAGCUCUUCCUCCAGUGGCACAGAGUCGCCAAGCUUUGAGGGCCGACGUUUGCCCAUCUUCAGCCGCAUGUCUAUCUCAGACGAGUAGGGAAGGGAUUUACUGUAGGGCUGAAUUGAAUCAGGGACAGAUGGUCUAACUGUUUUAACUCUUGGUGACCAGGAUCUGAUGCUGUGUCCACUGUCAAAACUAGACAUUUUAAGAGUCCGGACACAAGUCACAAAAGAUUAAAACAUUAGUUUUUCAGUUUAUCCCCAAAUGCAGCCAGGUAAACGUUCCUAACUAUAUGUGCAUAUUGCAUUUCUCAUCCAAGCAGUUGUAGCGCUGCUCAGUGUUCGUCCAGUUUUAGCCGACUUCUCUUUUUGUUUUGUGCUUUAUUGUUUUUUAUAAGGUUAUUUUUUUCUGCCAUUGUUACUGCUGUAUACUGUUGUAUACCCAUUUUUAGAGAAUGCUUGGAGGGUAUUUCACUCAGCCCGGCAUUUGUCUUUACGUUGUUCUGGGAGGUUCUGUGUGAGAAUUUCCUGUACCCUGAUUGGAGAAAGACUGUUUGACCAGUUAACGUGGUGGAUCCCUUCACCAGUGUCUCCAACGAUGUGGAACAACUACUGUAUGCUGUCACUGAUUGAUUGGUUCCAUGGCUGCCAGCCAUUAUAACCACUAAAUUGCCUUGGCAGCAAAAAUGAACAAGUGUAGGCAACAUACUCACACUCUAGUUACCAAAGUUGAUGUUAGAGUUGCCCUAACCUCUUAGUACUGCUAACACCUAACCUAGCCUUUAGCCAUGACCGUUAUUACAGUGCUAGGAGUAUUGUUGCUUAACUCUUUUUUAGUCUUAUUUAUUGCUUUUUGUAUGAUUUGCUAUUCGUGAUUGCAUGUUCUAAUAAUGCCGGAGAAAUUAUGCUUUACUUUAUGCAUCCAUGUUAUCCCGUCUGCUUGGUUUACACUAUCCAGUAGCUUUAAGAAGGCUCGCGGAGAGGAGAGGAGAGUAGAAGAGGGUGGAAGACAUUUUGGCAUUCUAUAUGUAUGUUGCCUUAUUGGCUAAAAGGCCUGGCAGAAAUCAAGACUCGCUGGGUUUUCACAUCACAAGCAGCUCAACGAGUUUGUCUAUAGUCUCCCUUGCAUAUGAAAUUUUGGGAAACAUUAUCAAUCAUUAUCAAUGAGCAUUAUUUCCUGCUGUUGGUGUGAGAACACAGUAAGUCUACUCUCCUCUCCACUGAGCUUCACACAUCUGACUGUAAUAACCUUAUAAUGUUGCUGUUAUCUAAACACGACAGCACAACAGGUGGUGAGGGACAGUUUCACCGCACAUGUUAAGAUGCUACACAACCAGAAAAAGAGUGUUAAUGUUUCAUUUUCCUUGUGUGAUUAAUCCAAGUGUCCAUCAGGACAUCUGUGUUACUGCUUCUUCUCGUGUGAUGUAAACGUGCAGGAAAAACGUGACCCUUUAUUGUAGUUGAUCUGUAUCUGUCAGAUAUGACAAAAUGGUUGUAGAUCAACACUAGCUAGCUAGAAAACCCUGUGUGGUGAAAUCAAGUGAGUUUUAAAUGAAAAUCAGGCAAAAAAGUGUAUUGUUUGUUUUUGCUCAACUUGCCCAGAGACGCUUCUUGUUGUUGCAGCUUGAUUUGACGACGAGAUUUUCUUUGUAACUUUUGUUAAAUUAAAGUCUUAUUUAUUUUUUGUUUUCAAAGCGAGACCUAUAUUGUGUUGUUUGAUUUUGUGGUUAUUGUUUGACAUAAUUUAAGUGCAUUUAUUGUUUACAUUCCAUGGGUUAUGUUGAUAUGUUAGCUCUUUAUCUAAUAUAUUUGUCCACCUGUAUUUCAAAAUAAAAGCCUCUGAAACUUAA